Cordyceps militaris CM01 is the source of this 366-nucleotide messenger RNA. RefSeq lists its product as uncharacterized. NCBI's taxonomy places the organism in Eukaryota, Fungi, Ascomycota, Sordariomycetes, Hypocreales, Cordycipitaceae. The record is from RefSeq and is a predicted model, not a curated record. The coding region runs from base 1 to 366 and encodes 121 amino acids. The transcript is spliced from 4 exons.
AUGACAGCCUUCGCCCGCACAGCCGUCGCCCUUGUCUUGGCUAAAACAUCUUUACUCUUCCCCGAGAUGAGCGCAUCGGUUAUGGUCCAGUACGCCCGCAUCAACAACGACGAGUCUGUCGAGAAAACGUCGUCUAACAACAAAUGCCCAGCCAGUUUCGAGUUGACAAUCCUCCGCCCUGCCGGGGCCAAGAAUGCAGAAAUGGACCUGCUGUCUGUCCUUAGUGGUACGGAACAAGCCGCCGCUGACUCGCUCGAGUGGCCCAUAUCGCAAAAGCUGCAUCGCGCCAGCCAGCCUAUCUUGAUCUCCUUUGUCUCUUUUUGCCACUUGAUGAGCCGUUUGAUGUCCAGCUUUCCACCCACGUAA